AUGGGAGACAGCGAAGCCAUGGUUGCCGAGGGCUAUACCACUGCUGAAUAUGCAGAUUAUAAUGCUUCUGUUGCUACUGUGGAAUCGACUGGGCAAGAAAACGCAGUUUCUGUAGACCAGAGCAAUACUGCUUCUUUGGUCAAUGGGACUGGCCCUGAGAGUGGUGUUACUCCGCCAGUUGAGAAUGGAAAUGCAGCAGAUAGCGCUGCUGUUGAGGCUCCAGCCGCGGAAGACAAUCCUGACUCAACUCUUUCACCUGAGGAGGAGCGCCUAUGGACUAUUGUAAGGGCUAAUUCCCUAGAGUUCAAUGCUUGGACUGCCCUGAUUGAAGAGACUGAGAGGAUUGCUCAGGACAAUAUAGCAAAAAUCCGAAAGGUGUAUGAUGCGUUCCUUGCUGAGUUCCCGUUGUGUUAUGGCUAUUGGAAAAAGUAUGCUGAUCAUGAGGCUCGGGUGGGAGCAAUGGACAAGGUCGUGGAGGUUUAUGAAAGAGCAGUUCAGGGAGUGACAUAUUCAGUUGACAUCUGGCUGCAUUAUUGUGUUUUUGCCAUCAAUACGUAUGGAGAUCCAGACACGAUUAGAAGGCUUUUUGAACGAGCUUUGGUUUACGUUGGAACUGAUUUUUUGUCCUCUCCACUGUGGGACAAAUACAUCGAGUAUGAGUGCAUGCAGCAGGACUGGAGCCGACUUGCCAUGAUUUACACCAGAAUAUUGGAGAAUCCAAUUCAAAAUCUCGAUAGAUAUUUUAGCAGUUUCAAGGGUCUAGCUGAAACUCGGCCUCUGUCGGAACUAAGGAGUGCUGAGGAAUCUGCGGCAGCUGCUACUGCUGGUGAUGCUUCUGAAACUGCACCAGCUGAGUCUGAUGGAAAGGCAGAUGAAGGAAAAUCUCUAGCUGAUGGUUCCACCGAACAAUCCCCUAAAUUGGAAACUGCUAGUUCAACUGAUCCUGAGGAGUUGAUGAAAUACAUUGGCAACCGAGAAGCCAUGUAUAUCAAAGCCAAAGAGUUUGAAGCAAAAAUCAUUGGUUUCGAAAUGGCUAUAAGGAGGCCUUAUUUCCAUGUGCGGCCUCUCAAUGUUUCUGAGCUGGAGAAUUGGCACAGCUAUCUGGAUUUCAUAGAGAGGGAUGGAGACUUUAAUAAGGUGGUCAAGCUCUAUGAAAGAUGUGUUGUUGCGUGUGCCAAUUACCCGGAGUACUGGAUACGAUAUGUAUUACACAUGAAAGGAAGUGGAAGUAUAGACCUUGCCGACAAUGCCCUUGCUCGAGCAACCGAAGUUUUUGUCAAGAGACAACCAGAGAUUCACCUCUUUGCUGCUCGGUUAAAAGAGCAGAAUGGGGAUAUAGCUGGUGCUAGAGCUGCAUUCCAGUUUGUGCACUCCGAAGUUUCUCCCGUACUCCUUGAAGCAGUAAUCAAACAUGCAAACAUGGAACGGCGACUAGGAAAUAUGGAUGAUGCUUUCUCUGUGUAUGAGCAAGUGAUUGCUGUUGAAAAGGGCAAAGAAAACUCCACACUACUGCCGCUGCUGUAUGCUCAGUAUUCAAGGUUUUCAUACUUAGUUUUCCGGGAUGCUGAGAAAGCUAGGAAGAUUAUAGUUGAAGCACUUGACCACGUACAACCGUCAAAACUUCUUCUGGAGGCACUGAUUCAUUUUGAAUCGAUUCAACCACCACCACGACAGAUUGAUUACCUUGAGCCACUUGUUGAAAAAGUUAUAAAGCCAAAUGCAGAUACCCAGAACAGUGCAAGUUCCACUGAGAGGGAAGAGCUAUCAUUAAUAUACAUAGAGUUCCUGGGACUUCUUGGAGAUGUGAAGUCCAUUGAGAAAGCGGAAGAUCAACAUGCUAAACUCUUUUUACCUCACCGGAGCACGUCAGAGCUGAAAAAGCGUAGCGCAGAUGAUUUCCUCUCUUCAGAUAGGACGAAAAUAGCAAAAACGUACAAUGGCACUCCUCCUGCUCAGCCAGUGACCAAUGCCUACCCAAAUGCACAGGCUCAAUGGCCCGGUGGCUACGCUGCACAGCCUCAGACUUGGCCACAAGCACAAGCCGCUCCUGCACAGCCGCAGCAAUGGAACCCUGCCUAUGGCCAACAGGCUGCGUAUGGAGCAUAUGGUGGAUAUCCUGCUGGCUAUACCGCUCCCCAAGCACCAUCACCAGUGCCACAGGCCGCUGCUUAUGGCGCAUAUCCUGCUCAGACAUACCCAGCACAGAGCUAUGCAGCUCCAGUUGCAGCUGUAGCACCAGUGGCUGCGCCGGUUGCUGCUGCACCAGCUGCUGCACCUCAAGCUUACUACAACACUUACUACUGA
Molecule: messenger RNA, 2304 nt
Organism: Microthlaspi erraticum
Lineage: Eukaryota; Viridiplantae; Streptophyta; Magnoliopsida; Brassicales; Brassicaceae
Source: the annotation of a GenBank genome assembly